Chelonia mydas (Green sea turtle) is the source of this 4292-nucleotide messenger RNA. It is a transcript of the gene SPRY2, whose product is annotated as sprouty RTK signaling antagonist 2. The transcript has 3 exons. Lineage: Eukaryota; Metazoa; Chordata; Testudines; Cheloniidae. The coding region runs from base 2567 to 3508 and encodes 313 amino acids. Gene Ontology annotation, cellular component: membrane; cytosol. Gene Ontology annotation, biological process: negative regulation of MAP kinase activity; multicellular organism development; negative regulation of fibroblast growth factor receptor signaling pathway. The record is from RefSeq and is a predicted model, not a curated record.
AAGAUAUUAGGUUAACUAUAGACCUGCCUUAUUAAUAAGCUGUGGUUAAUUUUCUUGUUGGUGUAUAGAUAGACAGAACUCGCUCUAGAAAGAGAAUAGGCGAGGGUGUAAUACCCCAUCCACUUUAUUGUCAUGAGGUAUAUAUGAUCAUCUAAUUCACAAAGCUAUACUUGGUAUAGGUAAAAGAGGAUGUGCAGGCUGACCAGACAGAGGUCGUACAAGACUUUUCCCUGUGUGAAUGCUCAUGUAAAUAAUACAAUGUACUGCUGACUUUUAUUUCUUAUAGAUAACCCUUACAAAAUAGGUUCUGCGUACACGUGUGAAUAUAGAUAGGGUUGUUUGUGUGUGUGUGGGGGGGUGUACCUAUGUAUGUUUUGGCAUAAAAUACACAAUAAGGAACGAGGCAAAUUUUGAAACCAAUUAUUUCACCUAGUGCCCCCCAAUACAGAGAAGAGAGGAUUGUGUCAUUACUGUAACAUACAAUGUCCAUAAACCAAACAUCUGAGUUGUUUUCAGACACUGUCCCAUAUGUUAACUGAACUUAAAUAAAAAACACUACGUCUCCAGCGCUAGGUACUCGUGCUCUGGAAGUUGUAGCGCGCUAUAGCACCUCCGACUCAUUGUGCCUUAAACCCCUGCUACUCAAAGUGGUGGUCCGCAGACCGGUGCGGGUCCGCGAGCCAUCGGCUGCCGGUCUGCGCAAACACUGGGAAAACCAUCGCGGGUCCCCCACCUCAGACAGCCUGUCACAUGAAUGACAGGCUAUCCCCAGUCCUAGCACCGAGGCCGGAGUUUUCCUUCCCCCUUUCUUUUUGGUGUUGGUUUUCAGGACAUAUUACACCGCAGUGCAUCAUGCUGAUCCCCUGGACAGAAAAAAAAAAAAAACAAAUAAACCCCAGAGUGCUACUCACUCCAUUGUGUGGAGGAGAAGUAUGUCCCGAGCAGAUCGCUGGUGUCUGAGGCACACCGCGUUCCCCUUAUUAUCGCAGCCACUAAUUUGGAGGAGGAAGAGGAGGUGGCGUGGCUAGUACUAGAACAUGGUGUAUGCUCGUGUUUACGCAGCAGCCCGUACCCAAAAUAAUACCCCCUCCUUCGGCCGAGAAGCGGUAGGCGACUGGGUUAACUACAACGCAAAGGAAGGGGAGGGGGCGUUUUGAACUGCUAUUUAGUUCUACUGCAAAAACGCCACCGGAAAGGUUUUAUUUUCUUCUGCAACUCAACCUCCAGGGGCUUCAGUUCAAUCCAGCGCAACCAGCCAGCUCGCCUGAGGGUCCCACGUAGCCUUUUGUUUCGUCCGCCCGAGUGUCUCGCACGUACUACGUGUUGUGUUACUUUGCGCGAAGGAGCCUCUGGCACAAAUCGGUGGCCCGGGGAGGGAGCUGCCGCCGCGCCAGGCAGCACGGGGGUGGCGAGGCCGGGCCGAAGCAGCAGCGGGAAGGGCAGCUGUAACAGUCAUCGGGCGGCGGCGGCUCUGCUUGCAAUUGCAGCGCGAGUCGUCUGCCUCCCCCUCGGGCUUGCUCGGUGCCGUUGCCCUUUUGAAUGCCUCCUGCGGCUCAGAGUGCUGGCAGGGCGCUGGGAGUGUGAGUGAAUGUAGCCCCGCAGAGCCAAUGAGCUGGGACCGGAUGCGAUAUAUCCUCUGGGACAACAACUGCUCUGUUCCUCCUCAGAUCCACAUGACGCCAUUUACUGCUGCUUUUGCAGAGAGAUCACCCUACCUCCUCCGGAAAGGAAAAGAGAGAGAGGGAGCGCGAGCAGAAAAACGCCAAGCCCCUGCAGCUCAGAUCUCAAAUCUUCCUCCUCCUCCUCCAAACACACAACAACAGGCACCGCCACAAAUCCGCUGCGCUUCCAAAACACCCCCUGAUUGCAAACCACAGCGCUGCCUGCAACACUCACACGCUCACAGAGGGAGCGAGAAAGCUAAAGAGAGAGGGGAGCUUGCAGCUUCUCAGCAGAACGGCUACACUGCACAGGCUGCGUUUUUGCAGGAGCUCAGUGGAAGAAAAGCUUUGGGAUUUUAUUUUAGAUCCACUGUAUUGGGUUUGCUUUGGCUUCUCCCUCCCCUCCCGCCCCUUGAUCAUUUGCAACAACAAAAAAAGUGACUUGGUAUUGGCGAUUGACGGGGCGGGGGGAGAGGAAAUAGUGUAUGAGUGAUUUCUUUUUAGGAGCAAAGAAAUACCCACCCGACCUGGAGACCUUUUCUAGAGGUUUAUAUUUAGAAUCGAUCUGGGGACACUGAGGUCACUUUGCUCUGGAUUUUUUGAGAUGAUGGUGAUGAUGAUUUGCAAGUUGGACUAAGGCUGAGUUUGGAAAAGAUUUUUUUUUUUUUUUUUUUUUUUUUUGCUGCUUUAGGCUGGAUUUACUUGCAAACCGCAGGAAGAAGAAAACACGAGAGAGAGGGGGGGUUGGUGCAGUGCCGCGAUCACGAAUAAAGACAGCAUAUGGAGAUGUUCACUGUUGAAGUGUCUGUUUGGAUAUAUUUUACAAUACUGUGGUGUAGUAUUAUUUAUUGAUGGAGUUCAGAUGUGUUCUAAGCCUGCUGGAGUGACCACUCUUCAGGAUACUGAUGGAGACAAGAGCUCAGAAUGGCAGUGGGUCCCAGUCUUUGCUACAGGUUCGGCAUGACGGUGGGAGGCAGCAGGGAGACUCUGACCUGAGGGAUGUUCUGACACAGCAGGUUCAUGUGUUGUCACUGGACCAGAUCAGGGCCAUCCGAAAUACAAAUGAAUACACAGAGGGACCUACAGUGGCUCCACGACCAGGGGUUAAACCUGCCCCUCGUCCAGCAAGCCAGCACAAAAACGAAAGACCUCAUGGCUUGCCUGAACAUCGUCAUCUUACCAGGGUCCAACAUGCACCGGUACAUUCUUCCUCCCGGGCACCCUUGUCCCGUUCCAUCAGUACGGUCAGCACUGGUUCACGGAGCAGUACAAGGACAAGUACAAGCAGUAAUUCAUCUGAACAAAGACUUUUAGGAUCAUCUUCUGGGCCAGUGGCUGAUGGGAUAAUCAGGGUGCAGCCCAAGUCUGAGUUCAAGUCAAGCGAGCUGAAGCCCCUGAGCAAAGAAGACUUGGGCAUGCAUGCCUAUAGGUGUGAGGACUGUGGAAAAUGUAAGUGUAAGGAGUGCACUUCUCCAAGGACCCUACCAUCCUGUUGGAUCUGUGACAAGCAGUGUCUUUGCUCAGCCCAGAAUGUGGUUGAUUAUGGGACUUGUGUUUGCUGUGUGAAAUGCCUCUUCUAUCACUGCUCUAAUGAUGAUGAGGACAACUGUGCUGAUAACCCAUGCUCUUGCAGUCAGUCACAUUGCUGCACUAGAUGGUCUGCCAUGGGUGUUGUAUCCCUCUUUUUGCCUUGCUUGUGGUGUUACUUACCAGCCAAGGGUUGCCUUAAAUUGUGCCAGGGGUGUUAUGACCGGGUAAACCGGCCCGGAUGCCGCUGUAAACACUCAAACACAGUUUGUUGCAAAGUUCCCAGUAUUCCCCCCAGGAACUUUGAAAAGCCAACAUAGCAUCACUAAUCGGGAAUACUAAAGUUAUAAGGAUUCUUCUAACACGCAUAUGCAACCAACUAAACAGCUAUAACCUUGGCACUGUUUUUAGAAGGGUUGGGGGUAUACUUUGCUGUUUGCAGUGAACUGCUUUUCUGCAUGUGUGCCAUCUUAACUGAUAUGCUUGUUAGAACCUAGCUAAUGGAGCUCAAAUAUGGGAUGCAGUACUUUGGGACCCAUAUAUUGCAUAAGCUAAAGCAACACAGACACUCCUAGGUGACUCUAUUGUUUGUGAAUAGUACUUGCAAAAUUUGUAAAUUAGCAAAUGACUCCUUUUUUUUAUUGUUUUCUGCCAGAGAUAAUGUGCUAUAUUUUUGUAUAUACGAUAAUAUUUUCAACUGUGAAAAAAAAAAGUGGUGUCAUAGAACAUGGCACAGUCACAAAAUAUUAUACUAAUAUGUUGUACAUUCGGAAGAAUGUGAAUCAAUCAGUAUGUUUUUAGAUUGUAUUUUUUGCCUGACGGAAACCCUCUAUUACAAGACUUUGAUUUCCCUUUGGACUUCAUGUAUAUUGUACAGUUUCAGUAAAAUUCAGCCUUUAUUUUCUAAUUUUUUUCAACAUAUUGUUUAGUGUAAAGAAUAUUUAUUUGAAGUUUUAUUAUUUUAUAAAAAAGAAAUAUUUAUUUUAAGAGGCAUCUUACAAAUGUCACCCCUUCUUAUGAGGAUGUCACAGUUGCUGCAAAUAAGGGGUGACAGAUGCAUAUGUUCACUAUAAAAUAGAAAAUAUAUUAACGUUUGAAAUUAAA